GCCGGGCUCUAACGCUAUUGUCGCCGCCGGCUGGGGGGCGCGUCCUGGCCAAUUUAGUGUUGCGAGCGCCGAGGGCGCGGGCUGCCACGUGCCCGCGCAGGGGCUCAGCCUUUCUCCUCAGCGCUGAGUGACCUGUGCUGUAAUCAUUGGGACGGGCAGAAGAAAUCUCUGCUCUCCUUUCUCCCCGGCUUCGUGUGGCACAAAAAAGUUUGCAGUUUGCCAGGUUGACAAGAAGGUAAAAGAGCCAAAGGACAGCUCUGCUUCGAGUUUGCCAGCUUCCCAUUUGUCGCUGAUCUGCUUUCCGAGGUUUGAGUGGUGCUGGCCAGCUCUGAUGCAAGACGCCCGUGGUGGUGUAAUCCUUGUCAGCCCGGACCUGCCCGGUCACCUUGAGGAAGAUGACGCCUGGUCCUCCUGCUCCGUGCAGCAGCAGCAGUCACUGGACAGCCAGCGUCUCCUGGUUGCACAUCGCAAGCCUGGCCGUGCUGUGGAUUCAGAAGGUCCCUCCUUGGCUGCACCGCUGAACAAACUGAAACUAAUACAGUCCAGCCUGGAAGAAGACCCUGAAGAUGUUCAGAUGGAAUUUAUAAAAUACUUCAAAAGCGUUGUCAACUUGCUAAAUGAAAGCAGAGCUAGGGAAGAGGUGUCAAUUAUCACAUAAUGCUGAAAGAAAGAAUGAAGAGAGAGAGACCGAGCGAGUACUGUUUGCAGUUUGAGAUCUGUCCUAGCCAAGAAAUAACUCUAGAACUUAUCUUGUUAAGGAGAGUUUGCCAGUGGAUAAACGCUAUAAGGAUAGUUUGAGAGUGAUUUUCCCCAAAAGAAAAUAGAUGCACAGCUUAAGACUCCUCAAGAGACUGAAGGCUGAAUUCAGAUGAACUGUUAUCCAAAAGAUUUGGCUGUAAAUCCAGGAAUGCAAGUAACUUUAGCUGUCCCCUGACCAGGUGUGUUACUGGAUAAAGUUCAAGAAGGUGUCUUCUAAUAUGUCUUUGUGGACCCAGCUAAUUAACUAUAUAUUUAGUUUGUGAAAACAUUAAGGAAUUGACUAGUUCUUAAUUGACUCACUUAAGAAGUUUCUCAUCCUUUUCCAGAAAAAGCUAAAUGAAUGGGCCAGGCAGAACAAAAGUUUUAGGAAUCUGUGUUUAAGCACUUGGGUAAUGUGUCUAUGGCAGCUGUGCUGUUACCUGGAGAAAAUAUGCUUUUGGAUGUCAGUAGAAACUGGUUGGAACUGAGAUGUGAGCAUUAAGUCUCUGGUGAAAUCUAUAUAUUAAUGUCCCCAAAUCUCCUCACCUUUCUCCAGCAUCUGAAGAGCAUAUCAUUUUACAGGCUUGUGUUCUGGCAAGAUAGACUAAACUGCAACCUUUAUUCUAGCAAGCCUUUCCAUCCACUUCAACAAAACUCCCAUAUUUACUCAGCAGCAGUAUGGAGCCGGUACUGCUGUUCCAGCCCUGUAGCAGUAGUGGCAGAGAUCUGCUGCUGCUGCUCUGGGGCCAGGCUAGAAUAGCAGUGUCAGCUCCACACUGCUGGCAUGGGGCAGGCUGGAGCCAUGCUUCAUGCCCUGGGCUACAGCAGGGACAGAAGCUGGUUCAGAGCACAGAUCAGGGUGGAGGGCUGAGGGGCAGGCAGGGGGAGAGAGACUUCAGAAGGGGGAGAGAUGGGAGGAGGUGGGGCAGGGACCUGAGGCUAUGAGUGAUAAAAGUGUUAUGGAGGGGGGAACAGGGAAAGCGGGAAUUGGGACAACCUGAGGCUGUGGCGGAGGGGCUGGUGUGGUGGGGGGAGGGGGAUGGGCAGCAGAGGAUAUGCUGCCUGCCUCCGUCACUGUCUGCCCCCUAUCACCUGCCCCCUACUGCCUCUCCCACUGUCUGUUCUCAAACACCUGCCCCACUACUGCCUCCUCAUCACUUUUCUUCCCCACCACCUGUAGUAGCGGGGAGGGAGACAUUUAAGAUGAUCCUCCAAUAAUUAGAUUCCACACAUGGAAAAUUAUAAUAAACUUAUACAUUUUCUGUGUGUAGAAUCUUAUUAUUGGGGGGGGGGGGGGGGCAUCUUGUAUUUGAGUAAGUCUGGUAGGCUUGUUGUUGGUGACAAUGCUUAGGUGCCUCUCUGGGAGGGAAAAAAUUUUGAAUCCCAUUCCAGCUAGAUAAUUUUGCCCUAACACAGAGACUAUGAAAGGGAAAACGUCUUGCAUUCUCUGGGUAAGGGAAAGAUGUUUUUAAAAUGUAUUUUAUUGUCCUCUGCUAUAUUGAAAUUAUUGGUUUCUUGGGGACCUCAUUGUUUGAUUUGUUUUGGUUACACUCAGGCUCCCUCUGUUUGGUGUGUUGUGAAAGACAGCCAUCUUUUUCCUAUGAUAUGUACCACAAACUCAAUUAAAACUUUUUUUUUUAAAUGCA
Molecule: messenger RNA, 2384 nt
Organism: Alligator mississippiensis (American alligator)
Lineage: Eukaryota; Metazoa; Chordata; Crocodylia; Alligatoridae
Product: intraflagellar transport protein 22 homolog
Exons: 4
Coding region: 332-658 (108 amino acids)
Source: RefSeq, a predicted model, not a curated record